CCUUUGCCCGACAAAACCACAAGCAUCGAAUGUUAAACAAAUCGAAAUUUAAUAUUAACAUCUUCAAAGUCAACUCCCCCUUUCCUUCUCUCUUCAUUUAUCUUCUCCUCAUAUCUCAACUCUUCUUCUCUUAAAUUAAAUCAUAUUCAAUAUUCCAGCUAUAACCUUUUAAACUCUGAUAUAAUCUUCUCUCUUUCUCUCUCCAUAGGAAACAGUUUUGUGGGUUUCUUGAGAAAUGGGCAACGGAAUAGCAAAGGUUUGUUUGUGUUUCGCCGGAGACCCGGGAGAGAUUUCUCGGCGGCGUCACGAUAUCGCCGUGUGCUUGUCUGAACCUCUUGAUGAGGGCUUGGGUCAUUCCUUCUUCUACAUACCACCCGACCCACCUCAAAAAAUCAUCCAGGAUGACUCUGUGCGAGUCCCGGCCGCUCAAACGGCGGCGUUUCGUACUAUCUCCGGCGCCUCCAUCUCCGCCAACGUUUCCACCCCUCUGUCGACGGAGCCUUUCCCGUAUGCUAGUUCAACCUCCCUCGAUAAGGCAUCGGCUUUCGAAAGCUCCCAGUUUUUCUCUUCUAUUCCCCUCCAGCCAAUUCCCAGGAAUUCAAUCACCUCCGUCAAGUCCGGCCCUAUCUUGAGGAAUUCGGUCCCGGGCUCAGGCCCGAUGGAGCGCGGAUUUCGGUCAGGCCCGAUGGAACGCUUCGUUUCAGGCCCGUUGGAGAACCAGUUUGAUCAGUUGCAGAGGUACAGGCCCAAAUCCAAGAAAUGGGCUUUGAUUCACAAUUUGAAAAAGGUGAUAUCAAAAUCAUUACGGGGUUUUUCUAAAGAAUUGAAUCAUAAUGAGCAUAAUAAUGGUAUUUCUAGUGGGAGUCAUAGUGGUAAUAGCAGUACUAUUACUAGCAAUAAUUUGAGUAGCGAAGUGAGCUUAACUGAUGAUAAUGAUGAUGUUGGAAAUGAAUCCUUUGGGAUUCAAAAUGUGCAGUGGGCACAGGGAAAAGCUGGUGAAGAUAGAGUACAUAUUGUGAUUUCUGAGGAACACGGAUGUGUUUUUGUUGGUAUUUAUGAUGGUUUUAGUGGACCUGAUGCCACUGAUUUCUUGUUAAACAAUCUCUAUUCCAAUGUGUACAAGGAGCUUAAGGGAUUAUUAUGGUUCGACAAGUCAGAAUCGUGCGAAAACACCAUCGAUAGUCAGUCGUUUAUGUCCAAGAGUUUGGAUAGUAAGGAAAGAGUGGAGUUGGAUAGAAAAUUAAGGGAGAAAUUGAGAAAUUUGGGGGCUGAUGUGGUUCAAGGAAAUAAUACCAUUAACCAUUUGGGGGUGGUGAAAGCUCUAUCCGAAGCGCUGAGGAAGACUGAGGCAUCGUAUUUGGAAAUCGCGGAUAUGAUGCUAACGGAGACUCCGGAGUUGGCCUUGAUGGGAUCUUGUGUUCUGGUGAUGGUGAUGAAGGGUGAUGAUGUUUACUUGAUGAAUGUUGGGGAUAGUCGAGCAGUUUUAGCGAAAAAGACAGAGAAUGAUGGGAGGCCGAGGAAGGAUUUAGAUGAAAUGCUUUACAGCGAUGAAUUUGAGAAUACACAUAAUUUGAGUUCUUGUCAGCUCACAAUGGAUCAUUGUACAUCUGUUAAAGAGGAAGUUAGAAGGAUUCGAAAUGAGCAUCCAGACGAUCCCUUGGCGGUGUUCAAUGAACGAGUGAAAGGUUCAUUGAAGGUCACUCGUGCUUUUGGAGCCGGCUUCCUCAAACAGCCUAAAUGGAACAAUGCUCUCAUAGAAACUUUCAAAAUCGACUACGUUGGUAAUUCCCCCUAUAUAUCAUGUUCGCCAUCGCUUUGUCACCAUAGGGUCGACCCAGAAGACAAAUUUUUGAUUUUGUCUUCAGAUGGCCUCUACCAGUACUUCACAAAUGAAGAAGCCAUUUCUGAAGUAGAAAUGUUCAUGUCUACAUUUCCGGAGGGCGAUCCAGCUCAACAUCUCGUCGAAGAAGUACUAUUUAGAGCUGCAAAAAAGGCUGGUAUGGAUUUUCAUGAAUUGCUUGAUAUCCCACAAGGGGAUCGUCGAAAGUACCAUGAUGAUGUCUCGAUUAUCAUUAUUUCUUUUGAAGGAAGGAUAUGGCGUUCAUCGAUGCAAUUAGAAUUAGAAUAGGGGAUACAAAUCGGGGGAAAAAAAAAAUGAAGUUAGGAUAAGUAAUUUUUGUUUUUGUUCUUAAUUUUACUUUUCUUUGAUACAAAUUAGGAUCCAAAUCAAGAUAGAAAAAUGUUCUAUGUUAGUAUCAGUUUGUGGGGAUUGUAAAUGUUGGUAACACCACCUUGAAAUUUGAUGAUAUUUUCAAGAUUUUGUAAAUUUUGGUACUGUAUGAGUGGUGAACUGAUCAGAAUUCUUUAA
This is a messenger RNA of Olea europaea var. sylvestris, 2368 nucleotides long. Its product is annotated as probable protein phosphatase 2C 4. The coding region runs from base 236 to 2128 and encodes 630 amino acids. Lineage: Eukaryota; Viridiplantae; Streptophyta; Magnoliopsida; Lamiales; Oleaceae. Gene Ontology annotation, biological process: protein dephosphorylation. The transcript is spliced from 4 exons. The record is from RefSeq and is a predicted model, not a curated record. Gene Ontology annotation, molecular function: protein serine/threonine phosphatase activity.